AUGGAGAAGCUGCAGCGUGUCGAUUCCUUUGAGCAGCAAAGCAAAGAAUUGGAGGCGGCGCAUACUCAUCCUCCGCCACCGGCUACCGUUCGAGCUAGAUUCCUACUGCUAGCAGCGUGGUUCGCCCUCAACCUAGCUUUGACCAUCUCCAACAAACUCGUCCUGAGCACGCUCCCAUUCCCGUGGCUGCUGACAACGCUUCAUACCUCUGCGACUGCGCUCGGCUGCUGUGCCGUCUACGGCUUUGGGAACAUUCGCGUCACCCGCCUGAACACUCGUGAAACUCUGGUCCUGGUCGGCUUCUCCGUGCUCUUCACACUCAACAUCGCCCUCUCAAACAUAUCUUUGGCGCUCGUCUCCGUACCAUUGCACCAGAUCAUCCGUUCCACGAUCCCCAUCAGCACCAUCUUUAUCUACCGUGCCGCUUACGGGAAGACAUACUCAACUGCUACGUAUCUCACAAUGGUACCACUCAUUGCAGGCGUCGGCCUUGCCACAGCAGGAGACUACUACUGCACGCUGUUAGGCUUCCUGGUAACAGUCCUAGGCAACAUGCUCGCUUCAGUCAAGACCGUGGCGACGAAUGAACUAACGACCGGAAGUCUACAACUACCCUCUUUGGAGCUACUGCUGAGGAUGUCACCCUUGGCGACAUCUCAAUGCGUCGUCUACGCCUGCGGCUCAGGCGAAGUCGCGAAGCUGUACGCAGCUCGUAAUGAAGGCGUGUUGCAAACUCCAACGAUGGUGUUCGCACUGGCAGUCAACGCGGCGAUGGCGUUUUUGCUGAACAUCAUCUCCUUCGAGACGAAUAAGGUGGCCGGUGCGCUGACCUUGACCGUUGCUGGGAAUGUGAAGCAGGCCUUGACGGUGAUGCUUGGAAUCCUGCUGUUCAGAGUAGAGAUAGGGCUACUGAAUACAGCAGGAAUGUUGGUCACGUUGGGAGGAGCGGCAUGGUACAGCAAGCUCGAGAUAGAUCAACGCCAGAGUAUAUGA
Molecule: messenger RNA, 993 nt
Organism: Baudoinia panamericana UAMH 10762
Lineage: Eukaryota; Fungi; Ascomycota; Dothideomycetes; Mycosphaerellales; Teratosphaeriaceae
Exons: 3
Coding region: 1-993 (330 amino acids)
Cellular component (GO): Golgi apparatus
Molecular function (GO): antiporter activity
Source: RefSeq, a predicted model, not a curated record